Molecule: messenger RNA, 777 nt
Organism: Plodia interpunctella (Indianmeal moth)
Lineage: Eukaryota; Metazoa; Arthropoda; Insecta; Lepidoptera; Pyralidae
Exons: 4
Coding region: 116-640 (174 amino acids)
Source: RefSeq, a predicted model, not a curated record
GAUGAUAGCAUAUUGAGGUGUGGCAAACAGCCACUCCAACAAAUUGGAUUUAUUAGCUUUCAAUAACUGCACGAUAUCGGCAGACGUUACAACUUUUGGUUUUACUACACAACAAAUGGAUUCUGUAAUGGAUGUUAUAAAAAAUUCAGAAGAGCCUGAAUGGCUUGAAAAACAAGUUAUAGGGGGAUUGCGUCUUUGGCAACUUGUAUUUCUUUGUUUGGCUGCCGCUGCGACUUUGAUUGUGAUGGUGUGUUGCUGCUUCCGGUUCCGCAUCCCGCGCACGAAGCAGCAGAUAGAGGCGGACUACAAGCGGCGCCAGAUCGCAUCCAAGUUUAGGCAGCAGCUGGAGACCAUACAGGACACCAAGAUGGACGCCAUGUCCUUGAAAGACGCCUUGGACUUGCUCCACGAGAAGACCAAAGCAGAAAUGGACGCAGAGAAGCAGGGCUCGCAGCCAAGCUCCAUCACAUCUCCGCAACAAAGUUCAUUCGACGCGUCGUUCCAGCCCGAGGGCGGUCAGAAGCCCGAGCCGCAGGUGUCGCGUCAGUUCGCGCGGUUCGCGGGCAGAGUCGCCACAAUCACCAAGCUGGGACAGCCCAAGACUCCUACUUCUCCGAAUCCGUCCAAUAAGGAGUUUUAACUUUGUUGAUAUGACUAGACGUUGCCCGGGGCUUCGCUCUCAUGGAAAUUUUGAGAUAAAAUAUGGCCUAUAGCAAUCAUGGAUAGUAUACCUAAUGGUAAAAUGAUUUUUGAAAUAGGUUCGGUAGUUUCGGAGAU